GCCCGCGUGACGUCAUCGUCGCCCGAGGAACCCGGCGCUUUAGUGGUUGUGUGUAGCGGGUCCGUGUGGUUUGUUACCCCCUCGGCGCCUCUCGGUAAAACAAAACCUCAAAAAUACUCCCCUUAAAAAAAACACAAAAAAAAUAUCUGAACGUUUAAAGAAACAUUUUCUUUUUUUGUUUUACAUUUCUUCAAACCUAAGCUUAACAACAACAACAAAAAUUUGCUCUACAAAGAUGCCCAAGAAGAAGCCAGAACCCUUGCAAAUCACCCACACGGUCGGGGACUGCGCUCCAAUGGGAAACCCCACCACGUCCACUGAGGCCAACCUGGAGGAACUGCAGAAGAAGCUGGAGGAGCUGGAGCUGGACGAGCAGCAGAAGAAGCGUCUGGAGGCGUUCCUCACGCAGAAGCAAAAGGUGGGGGAGCUCAAGGACGACGACUUUGAGAAGCUGAGCGAGCUGGGCGCCGGCAAUGGCGGCGUCGUCACGAAGGUCCUGCACAAGCCCUCGGCGCUCAUCAUGGCUCGCAAGCUCAUCCACUUGGAGAUCAAGCCGGCGAUCCGAAACCAGAUAAUCCGCGAGCUGCAGGUGCUGCACGAGUGCAACUCCCCGUACAUCGUGGGCUUCUACGGGGCCUUCUACAGCGACGGGGAGAUCAGCAUCUGCAUGGAGCACAUGGACGGUGGCUCCCUGGACCUUGUGCUCAAGAAGGCCGGGCGCAUCCCGGAAGAGAUCCUGGGCAAGGUCAGCAUCGCGGUUAUCAAAGGACUGGCGUACCUGCGAGAGAAACAUCAGAUCAUGCAUAGAGACGUGAAGCCAUCGAACAUCCUGGUGAACUCGCGCGGGGAGAUCAAGCUGUGCGACUUUGGCGUGAGUGGGCAGCUCAUCGACUCCAUGGCCAACUCGUUUGUGGGCACGCGCUCCUACAUGUCGCCGGAGCGUCUGCAGGGCACUCACUACUCGGUGCAGUCGGACAUCUGGAGCAUGGGCCUCUCAUUGGUGGAGAUGGCCAUUGGCCGCUACCCGAUCCCACCUCCCGAGGCCAAGGAGCUGGAGGGCAUCUUUGGCAAGGCGGUGACCGAGGGCGCCGAGGCGAUGCAGAACAACACGUCGCCUCGGCCAAGGCCGCCGGGACGCCCCGGCAGUGCGUACAACAUGGAUGCACGGCCUCCCAUGGCAAUCUUCGAACUGCUGGAUUACAUCGUGAAUGAGCCACCACCUAAGCUGCCUUGCACCGUCUUCACGCAGGACUUCCAGGACUUCGUAAAUAAAUGCUUGAUAAAGAACCCGGCAGAGAGAGCUGACCUGAAGUAUCUGAUGACGCACGCAUUCAUCAAGCGCUCCGAGGCCGAGGAAGUGGAUUUUGCCGGAUGGCUGUGCAAAACCAUGAGCCUCAACCAGCCAAGCACCCCUACGCACACCAGCGCUUGAUCCGACGAUGCAAGCACACGCGCACACACACACGCACCCGCACACUUGUGCAUGCGCCCUCACCGCGGUCAAAAAAUCUCUUCGCUGCAACACUGCCUAACUCCCCGGGACGCCGUUCGUUGUUGGGCUGCUUAAGCCACACGCAAAGUCGUAAUCUGACUCAAAAGUGAUCAUCGUUACAUUUUUUCCAGUCUGGUUUCUGUCGCGUGGUUUGCGUGCGGUAUAAAAUUUGGUGCACACAAACACAACAGCACUUGCCCCCAACAGUACGUGUGGCUGCACAGAACCAUUGUCUCUUGUGUAUGGUAUGGGGAGGAGUGGUGUCACAGUGGUUUGCACACCGCGCCACGGAGCCCGCGACUCGAGUUUGAUUCUCAGCCAGUUUAUCUUCUCCUACGGACAUCAAACCGGGAGCGGUCGAGGGGUGUGGGAAAUCGGUCUCGGUACACAAACAUGGGGCCCAUAACAGACACGUGCGUGCAUGUGCACAGAUGUGCGUUAUAUCUGCAAGGGGAGCGGUAGUGUUGUGGUUAGCACACUGCGCAUCAAACCCGGUGACCUGGAUUUGAUUUGCGGCCACGGAUAGCAUCGGUGGCGUACGUCGGAACUCGGGCGGCCGGGCGUGGAUCUAGCCCACACCUCAUGCGCCAUUCUCAGCCUUAAUUAGGCGCUCGCUAGCAACACUUGCUCCAACGAUCUGUCACGCGAUCUUUGUCCAUCUGUCAGGCUACACGAGCGAUCUUUGUCUUUGUGCGCGGCUCUCGCAUGUUUAUUUGGCGUCGACGAUCACGGCGCUGACACUGCUGAUGCAACUUGCCGAGGCGACUUAUGUCGCUCACUUGCGGAGGAGUGGUCGAUCCGACUUCCCACUCCCAACCCUGUCCCCCUCCCCCACCUCCCUCUACAUCACUGGGCGGGUGCAGUUGAUAUCCGCGGAAGUUCCGUUCCUUUGGCAGGCUUACCAAAGCGGUCACCGUCUCUCACGAUCCUGCCAUGUGCUGGGUGGAUUAUUCCGUCGCAGGAUCGUGGGCGAUGGCGACUGCCUGUGGAGGCCUCCAUCCAGCAGUGGGAUGGAUGAUGGCUGACGAUGAUGAUAAAGACGACAGGUCCCAGCCCAUAGAACGCACCAAAGUGGUGUAGCUUAACCAGGUGGUGCUCGUUUUACUCAUCCUGCAGGGAUGACGAUUGUGAUGAUGGGCCUUAGUUAUCUGGUUUUGGGGUUUGAACUCAUGAUAUCAGGACUGCUGACCCUGCUCGUUGAAAAGAAUACAUUGCGCACAUUACAUCGGACAGCCGUCGUGCAAUGAAUUAGGGUGCGACGUUGCGUAUGGGGACUUGGGUGGUAGUCGUAGCCGCCAAGGCAUCGACAUUCAACGGGUCACCCCCUCCACCACUCCGAGCUCAGCACAGAUAGAUUCGGUCCAUUGCUGUGCUGCCACUUUGCAGCCCCAUAUAUUAUUACGUGCUCAUCUAUUUAUGGGAGACCCCAGAAAAAUGCAAAUUUGGAGAAAACAUUUCAUUUCGAAGCCCCUACCAACGUCGAUAUAAUACCAUCGUUAAUGUAACAUUGAUGAGCCAUUGCUUUCACAAAAUCCAAUCGGCUGUUGAGAAGAGGGUAAUUCGAAAUCGGCGAGGUGUCCAUAAGCUCAUAAGCUGAUCUCUUUUCCUAGCAUCUGAAAUAUCCAAAGGCCGUGUCCGUGUGAAUUUUCAGAUGAUCGGAAAUCGCUCGCCAACCCCCCCUCCCCCCCCCCCCCCCCCCGCAACUGCUGCCGCCGAAACGACGUCUGCGGCUUUUCCCAACACGCGCCGCCGUAGUUGUGACGUCGUCGGCGUCAAGACGCACAACUAACGCGAUGUAGAUUAUCGGGAAUUGUCCUUGACGAUCCAGAUUGCGUUGUUAUCCCUCUCCCCCGAAAGCUGCAGCAGAGACACGGGGUGGGUGGAGGGAGAGAGGAGCGCCCGCAGAUCUAGACACGGCCAUUGUAACACGGAGGGAGCCAACAUUGAGGCGCGCGACUGUGAGAUGUGAAAAUUAAAUUCCUACCAGGUGCCAUAAAUAACGACGAGGAGAGGACUAACAUCACCGCGCGCCGAAUGUAAUCCGCGCAGAAUAUUAUAUACUGUAGACUUGUAAUUAUAUUGAAGGCAUGCGAGAAAUCCAGAUAAUUUCAUGUUAAAAAGGAUAGAUGUAUAGUAUUAUAAUGUCAGUUGGUCGAUAUUCUUUAUUUAACCAGGCAAGAACUAAUUGAAAUUCAUUGCUCCCUAUUUUUUUUGCAAAAAAAAAGACCCUGGGGAAUUGAUAAUUGCCGGGGAGGAACAUUUAUUAUAGAUGUAGUAAAUCUACUAUGGGCAAAGCAAGCAGAAUUGAACGUCUGUGUGUCGUGCUUUUUUCCAUCCCCCCGCUUGAACUUUGUUGAGGAUUUUGGUUGUUUAUGUAACGUAAUGUGAGCCUGUUGUAAACCGACUUUGUAGAUCGCGUGGAUUGCCGCAUCGGUUUUGCAUUAACAUGGAAAUUUGACGUUUACCGUACCAUGAUGCUUUGCUGCGACAAGGUUGGUUGCUUCCGGAUUGGAAGAGCUUUACACACUCCCAAAACCUGUGCCGACAGUUAUGCAAAUCACGCACGCACCUCUAACCGGCUCUCAAGACCCACCUCCCAACUUUUGCUUUUAAAUAUUGGGGGAACAAGUGCAUGGUUCGAGAGAAAUAAUAUGGUGAUACAAGCUCAUGAUAUGGGGUUAGCAGAAUUAAACAAACUGAUGGAACAGGAUUCUUUUGGACCAAUACGGGAUUCCAUCGGACCAAUAAUAUGAGAGUUAACAUUCUGACAAGUUUUACAAAGAAAGUUGUUAACUCUUACUGAACAAAAUUUCGAAACGCGAGUUGGAUCCUGCCUCGAAAACAAAGUGUCAAUGUAGUAUGCGUGGCUCUUGAAUUCAGUUACAAAUGGUGGAGAACACUAGUCUUGAUGUGGUUCCGACGAUGUCAUGUGCACAGGGAAAAAAAUCUGCAUGGAAAGUUUUUUUUAAAUGCAACAAUCUCCAUUCCACAAUGUAUGUAGAACUUAUUUUGCACCGUACCCAGCCAACCGUGCUAAAUCGGAGGUGCGGGGGAAGGACAACAAACUAAACACAAACGACAGUUCUCAAGAAAUUAGUUCAAUUCACAUUUUGAAGUGCAUAGCUUAACUAGUGUGAUAACUUUUCAAAAGCACGCAAGCGCUCAAUGGGAGAGUGGGGCAUGCAGAGCCGACUGAGACUUGGUUUGUUUAUACAUUUCGCGCAGAUGGGUUCUUGAACACAUUUUGACUGCUCUGCUUUGUUUUUUUUGCAGACCCCAGUGCGUGUUCUUUUUUUCUACGCGACCCGAGAACAAUUAUUUUCUCCCAAAAACACUGCACUGCAGCCUAUCCCCCCCACCCCCACCAAAAAAAAGAAAGAAAGAGGACAUUGCGAUGGAAAGUUAUCAAAUGGUCACGUCACACGGUGGCCCGUGACGCGAAUUUUUUUUCUGUUUUAGAAGGGGUUGUUGAUAUCCCAUUUAAAAACAAGCUUUCAGAUUUGGAGGUACUUUGGAGGAAUAAUUCGCCCCAUAUGAUCUAUCGCAUUCUUCAGAUUAUCUAAAUAAAAAAAGCUCUGGAAAAGUUAAGACGUACCCCAAAAGAAAAACGUGUGGUCCUGCAUAAGUAAGAGUUCUACAGAUCCGGUCACCCGCACGCACUCCUACCUGAUUAUAACAGAGCUGUUAAACCCUUAUCAGUGGUGACCUUAUGACAGAUCAAUUGAGACCUUAUUGGUCACCCCGUGUCCUUAUAAAUCUCAACGUUCAUCCUAUAAAGUGCCAUCACAAUGGAGAGACAGAUAAUGUUUAGUUGUUGCCCGUAAUGACACGGCUGUACACUGCAUGGACCUGAGAAUGCAAUGCCCCUGUACAAGAAUACGGGUAAACCGUAUAGGUUGACAGGUAUUUUAUAAAGAUUUCACCUCCAAACUUUUGCUUUGAAAUACAGUACAGAUGAGGAACCUGCUCAUGAGCUGGAGAACACGGUAAUAU
This is a messenger RNA of Petromyzon marinus (sea lamprey), 5485 nucleotides long. Its product is annotated as dual specificity mitogen-activated protein kinase kinase 1-like. The record is from RefSeq and is a predicted model, not a curated record. Gene Ontology annotation, molecular function: protein kinase activity; ATP binding. NCBI's taxonomy places the organism in Eukaryota, Metazoa, Chordata, Hyperoartia, Petromyzontiformes, Petromyzontidae. Gene Ontology annotation, biological process: protein phosphorylation.